Molecule: messenger RNA, 324 nt
Organism: Trichobilharzia szidati
Lineage: Eukaryota; Metazoa; Platyhelminthes; Trematoda; Strigeidida; Schistosomatidae
Source: the annotation of a GenBank genome assembly
AUGAUAAACAAAACAGAAAGAGAUAUUAGAAUACAAUUUCGGUUACAUACUACUACUACUACUACUACUACUACUACUACUACUACUACUACUACUACUACUACUACUACUACUACUACUACUACUACUACUACUACUACUACUACUACUACUACUACUACUACUACUACUACUACUACUACUACUACUACUACUACUACUACUACUACUACUACUACUACUACUACUACUACUACUACUACUACUACUACUACUACUACUACUACUACUACUACUACUACUACUAAUACUACUACUACUACUACUAUAGAUGAUAACACAUAA